Blepharisma stoltei is the source of this 3599-nucleotide messenger RNA. Lineage: Eukaryota; Ciliophora; Heterotrichea; Heterotrichida; Blepharismidae. The record is from the annotation of a GenBank genome assembly.
AUGAACGCCAUUAAGGCUUGCCUAUGGUUUAUGGUGAUGCUUUCUAUCUCUCUUGCUGAAACAUUAAAUUUAAUUCUUUUUCACAAUGACACUACUUCAGCAGCUGCUUUUAAAAUUCUCCAGGAAAAUCAAUCAUUGUUUUCAUAUGACCAAUAUUCAGCCACAAAUAUUGAAGAAGUAUCGUCCCUACUGGAUUCUUUGGAAGACCCAAAAAUUUUGAUUGAUCUAGCCAAUGAUGUUGUUAAUCAUUAUUAUUUAUCACAAUUAUGUGAAAAACAAAAGACUAUUCAUUUAAUCGUUGAAGAUAACUUGGAUUAUUUGGCGGACUGAACUUUUUCUGGGUCAUCUUCAAGGGCACAUUAUUUGGAAGCGUUAAAAAAUUUAUUUGGCUAUUUUAAUUGAAGCCAAGGAAUAAUAUUCAAUUCUAAUCAGAAUUCCUAUAUCAAGGAUUAUUUGUUAAAUUUUUCAAAAGACUUCAAAAGUGUGAUAAUUGAGCCAAAUUCAAAUAUAUAGAGGUUUCCUCUAUAUAGCGCUGAAAGCGCAGACAUUUUUCCCCAGGAGCUUUCCAAGUUCGUCGGACCAAAUCGCUUUUUGGUCCGACCAAGGCAUUGAUUUGGUGCAACCAACCGAUAAAUUCCGAUCAGAAUUUAUCGGCCUUACAGCGCCAAACAUAGGAAACUUCUAUAAUAGACAUUGUAGGUAGAAUAGCUGUGCCAUUAGGCUCCACAAUGUAUUAUAUUUUUGGCGAUGAAGUAGACAGCUCUGCAAUACAGGAAGCUCUUAUUGAAAAAAAUCUUGAUGCCAUUGGGAAUGGAAUUAUUUUAGGCAAAGAGAGCUAUUUUGAUGCGAUAAUUGAUGGAAGUCUUAUAAUUUCUGAAAUAGGCCAAGAGAGUGCUAUUUCUAAAGAAAUUUACAUUUCUAAUGCAAUAUUGCAGAUUAUUUCCAUAAUUGAUGCUUCAUUGUCAUCUAUUGAUAGUUCUUAUCAAGUCAAAAAGGCUUUAGAAAAAUCAUGUUUUAACCAUUUUUGUCAAAAUACCUUUUCUUUGGUAAACUUUCAAAAGGAAUUAAGAACUAUUGUAGGAAAUUUUACUUCUUCUAGUAUUUCUAUAUCUCAAAAAAUAUUUUUUCCAGGGAAUACAACUACUCCUCCUGUUUCUGAAAAGAAAACUCUACCUAUCAGUAUAAAUGCUGGAACGACAAAUUAUGGCCAAGCGUCAUUUGCCACUCUUCCUAUAUAUGCCAGAGGGACUUCAAUGGCAAUCAAAAUGAUUAAUGAAGGCUUAGGAAUCAUUGAAAACUUUAAAAUGAGUUUAUUCGUAUAUGAUUGUGGCGCUACUUUUUAUGACUCUACUUAUGGCUAUAACUGUUUUUUAAAAGAUAUUGACAAAUUCGGCUUGGGAGCUGUAUCUUCAUAUACAUCAGGAGUCACUAUGGGAAGUCUUAAAACUUUUAAGCUGCUAAAUAUUUCAGUUCCAAUCGUAGGGGCUGUGACGUCAUCUUCAGCAUUAAACUCAACUUCAGUCUAUCCAUGGUUUUCAAGAGCCCAAGUUUCUGACUCAAAUUUAGCAUCCCAAAUGCCAAAUCUAUUAAAGGCUUUAGGCUGGCAAAGCUUCGCAGUUUUAUAUCAAAAUGAAACGUGGGGAACUUCAUCUUAUUUGGCAUUAAAGGAAGUAGCAGAUGAUGCUGGACUUACAAUCGUAUAUACAGCAGUAAUACCUCCAGGACUGAACAGAGAUGGGAUUGGUAAUUAUUCAUAUGUCUUGCAGGGGAUUUUAGAUUCUAAUGCAAGACUUGUGGUAGAAUUUAUGUAUGAUGAUUUAUUAGGCUACACAUUAGAAAAAUUUUAUGAUUUAGGAGCCAGGAAUGGAGAUUUAAUUUUUUUCUCUGCAAUAUCCGCAGCGCUCAUUGAUAUAGGAGCUAAAAAUGAUACAUAUAGGUAUAAAAGACUUGCAAUUGGCUGUCCGAUGCUUGUUUUCCAAAGUCCAGUUUGAAUGGGAACAUUAGGAAAAAGUAUUUAUAAUAAUCUCAAAAAUGAUUAUCAGACUACCCCGAGCGAUCUUUCAUGUAAUUUUUUCGAUUCAGCGUUUCUAAUUGCAAAUGCUUUAGAUUUCAUGAUAAAUAGAGGCCAAGACUAUACUGAUGGAUAUAAACUCAAUUACACUAUUCGGAAUAUAAAAAUUACAGGAUGCUCUGGAACAUUAGCUAUUUCUCAAGGUAGCAAUGAUAGAGAAAUGGAUUCUAUGAGCAUCGAUAGCAAUCAAAUUAUAAAUAAUAAUCUUGUAGUCUACCACAUAGGCUUAUAUAGUCCUUACAGUACACAAUACUUAAGUAUCUCUCAACCAUUUUACUAUGAUAAUCAAAACACCACCAUAAAGCCAUCAGAUUUGCGAAACCAAAAUGGUAAUUGCCCCUUUCCUGACUCGGAAAUCCGAACAUUUUAUGAUGGUAGAUACCUUGUAUUUGGGAUAUGUUUUUCCAUAGCCUUGGUUACAAGUAUUAUCACUUUUUAUAUAUGGAAAAGAUGAUGGAAUGUGAAAAUAGAAGACAUGAAAGCAAAAGAAGAAAUUUCUCUGCAAGAUUUUAUUGUAGGAGCUACAAUCGCUAUUGAAUUUUUUCAAUUUUCAUCUAUGGGGCCUGACUAUGGUUCUAUUAAUAGCUUCUUGUCAGGAAUUGGGGAAACUCUUUCACUAGAUUUAGGAAAUUUUGUGAAAUUGUCAAACGGGGUCUUCUGGGCUAUUUGCGAUGUAAUAUUAGCAUUAUCAAUGGCUUGGAUAAUUCUAUGCAUUACAGUGUUUUAUAGGCUUGAUGAAAAAUAUAAUCAUGUGUUUAUAUUUAGAACUUUAGGACAGCUAGCUGAUUACUUGAUGCCAAUUUUGGGAAAUUUAUGUUUUAUUCCUUUUGUUUCUGUGCUGUUAGAUGUAUUUGUGUGUGAUGAGUCGAUAGGAAAUCAUUUUACUGACUCUUUUCUAUCUAAAGAUUGCUAUCAAUUUUGCUGAAAAGGUGAUCAUGUAAUUUAUGCGAUUUUAUCAGGCAUUGCUAUUUUAACUUAUGAGCCGUUGGCUGUGUUUUGUAGACCUCUGUGGCAGGAAUUUCAAUCAGUUUUACAUGUAAAGACUUUGCCUUUGUUUCUCAUGGCAAAAACUAUAAUUCAAAUUACUUUAAUUGUGAUGAAUAAAACUGUAAAAAGAGCUGAAGCAGCUACACAUGGCUUUUUAUUUUUACUGGUAUUGCUCAUUUAUGUAAUAUUUAUAUUCAAAAAUAAACCAUAUAAUUACCCAAGAUUUAGCUGAUGGCAAGGAGUCAGCAUUAUUGGCGUUAUUUGACUUGGGCUUAUGACAACAAUAGACAUUUUAGUUAAAAGUAAAAGCUUUCCUUGGAUAGCAUUAGUUAUUGGUGGAUGAGUUAUUAUUGUAUCUGUCGGAGUUUACGUGCAAAAGAAGAAGUAUCCGAGCUUGUUAUUCAGAAAAAAAGGAAAAGACACAAGCACACUCUUUAAAUUUGCUUUUCAAUUUGGAAAUAGCUCAAAAUUAAGGGCAAAAGAGCUAAAUAAAUUUUCAACUUCAAAAGUUAUGCCAUCGACACUUACUGUAAAUAACUAA